AUGGCUAUUGAUAGUGGAAACAAGGCUCUAUCCAUUGUGGAUGCCCCCAUUUCAGCUCUCGCAUCAGCUCUGUCUCAGGGCCACAUCAACAGCGUCGAGUUAACAGUCAAGCACCUCCUCAGGAUUGCCAAGUAUGAUCGUCGCACAAUCCACCUCAAUGCCGUCCCCAUCAUGAACCAAGAUGUCUUUGACUCUGCUCAAGCGUCAGACCAGCGUCGCGCCUCAGGUGAAACGCUAGGUCCCCUUGAUGGAAUCCCAGGUACGAUCAAGGACUCAUACAAGAUGAAAGGCAUGACAGUAGCAGCUGGUUCUCCUGCUUUCAAAGACCUCAUCGCGAAUGAAGAUGCCUUUACUGUACAGAAGCUCAAAGAGGCUGGUGCUGUUCUCUUGGGACGAACUAAUAUGCCUCCUAUGGCUGCUGGAGGUAUGCAGCGUGGUGUCUAUGGUCGUGCAGAGUCUCCUUACAAUGAAGCCUAUCUCACCGCAGCCUUUGCAUCAGGGUCUUCCAACGGUUCCGCUACUGCGACUGCCGCCAGUUUUGGCGCCUUUGGAAUGGGCGAAGAGACAAUCUCGUCGGGUCGUUCACCUGCUUCCAACAACGGGCUUGUGGCAUACACCCCUUCCAGAGGCUUAAUCUCAAUUCGAGGUAACUGGCCUCUGUUUGCAACAUGCGAUACAGUUGUUCCUCAUACCCGAACAGUCGAUGACAUGUUCACACUCUUGGACGUUAUCGUGGCAAAGGACUCCAAGACAUCUUGCGACUUUUGGCGCGAGCAGCCUUUUGUCAAACUACCAGAAGUUGACUCCAUUCGACCAAAGACUUUCUUCGAUCUACGCGAUACCAAUGCACUCAAGGGAAAGAAGAUCGGUGUACCAAAAAUGUACAUCGGAGGUGUGGACUCUGACCCAACAGCUAGAAAGGUCCACACUCGCAAGUCUGUCAUUGAUCUGUGGACCCAAGCUCGGAAGAUUCUUGAAGGACUCGGCGCCACUGUCGUCGAGACCGACUUUCCUCUCGUGACUAAGUUUGAGAAACCGGAGGCUUCUGACAUUGUCUCUGAGACUCCUCCUCAUCGCAAUGAGAUCGACAUAUGUCAGCUCAUGGCAUAUACUUGGGAUGAUUUCCUGGCUUCGAAUAAAGACGAGAAAGUCGCCUCAACACUUGCACAGGUGGAGUCAUCUACGAUCUUCCCUCAUCCGCCUGGAUGUUUACAGGACAAGUACGACUCCAAUGAUCCUCUUGUGCGACACAACGCCGUGGUGGCUCACAUCACCAAUGGCCGUGUUCCCACCUUUGAGAUGCCAAAUCUCGGCGAGGCUCUUCGGAACCUUGAGAAGACGCGAAAGACCGACUGGGAAGAUUGGCUUGACGAAAUGGGUCUCGACACAGUCGUCUGGCCUUGCAACGCUGAUGUAGGCAAAUCUGAUGCGGAUGUCAACAAAGAGUCACAAGAACAUGCGUGGCUCAAUGGAGUUCUGUACUCAAACGGUAACUGUGCUAUACGACAGUUUGGCAUCCCGACUGUUAGUGUUCCUAUGGGAGUUAUGGCCGACAUUGGAAUGCCUGUCAACCUCACCUUUGCUUCCAAGGCGUAUGAUGACAGCAAUUUGUUUCGGUACGCUUAUGCUUUUGAGAAGCACAGUCAGCUACGUCAACCACCAUCGCGUAUGCCUGAGCUAGAGACAGACACCAUCUCACGACAGCCAAUCGUAGCGCAGAUUGGUCUGAAAGCACCUCAAUUGGAGGUUGAAACAUCAGCUUCAAUCGUCAAGGGAGAGAAAGCUAUCCAGGUAUCAGGCAUGAUCGACGAACAGGAAGUGUCUGAGCUGCACGUCUAUGUAGAUGGCGAAGAAAUGAAGGAUGUCAAGGUUGUCAGUGGAAAAUGGCAGGUAAAGUCCAAGUUGAACGAAGCAACUAGACCCAGGCCAGAAGAGAUCAGUGUGCCUAGUUUCGAGUCUGGAAUGGUUAUUGCUGUAGCUACGGGGAAGAAUGGGAGGUCAACUGCCAAAAUGGCAUUCGUUUAG
Fusarium pseudograminearum CS3096 is the source of this 2025-nucleotide messenger RNA. RefSeq lists its product as uncharacterized. Lineage: Eukaryota; Fungi; Ascomycota; Sordariomycetes; Hypocreales; Nectriaceae. The transcript is spliced from 2 exons. The record is from RefSeq and is a predicted model, not a curated record. Bases 1 to 2025 code for a protein of 674 amino acids.